Messenger RNA from Vitis riparia (riverbank grape), 3350 nucleotides. RefSeq names its product probable leucine-rich repeat receptor-like serine/threonine-protein kinase At3g14840. The record is from RefSeq and is a predicted model, not a curated record. The transcript is spliced from 24 exons. Gene Ontology annotation, molecular function: ATP binding; protein kinase activity; protein binding. The coding region runs from base 67 to 3183 and encodes 1038 amino acids. Lineage: Eukaryota; Viridiplantae; Streptophyta; Magnoliopsida; Vitales; Vitaceae. Gene Ontology annotation, biological process: protein phosphorylation.
UGGGACCUGGGUAGAACCGUGGAUGAAUACUUCUCCUCCUAGUCCCAGUAAUGGCUGAACUGGAUCAUGGUUAAAUCUCCACUCCGGAAUCCAGAGCAGCUUCUGAAGAGCCAUAGGACUUGGGAGUAUCCACUUGAUGAAUUAAUCAUGUUCUUCUUCUUCUUCAACUGCCUUCUUCUUCUUCUCCUCUCUCUUGCAACUCUCAGUUGCUUUGGGCUUGCGUCUCAGCUGCCUCAAGAUGAAUUGGAAGCUUUAAGAGAAAUAGGAGACCAAUUGGGCAAAAAAGAUUGGAAUUUCAGUCUGAACCCAUGUGAUGGGAACUCCAACUGGACAACGCCAAGCACGGACAAAUACUACAACAAUAGUGUCAUCUGCAAUUGCUCUCUUGAUGAAUGCCAUGUUGAUACUAUAUUCCUCAGAGGGCAGGACCUUGCUGGUGUGCUCCCACCAUCCCUAGCGAAACUCCGAUACCUUAAAAUGAUUGAUCUCAAUAGGAACUACCUUAGUGGUCACAUACCGCUUGAAUGGGCUUCCACACAGUUAGAAUAUCUGGGAGUUAGUGUGAACAGGUUAUCAGGACGAAUUCCAGGCUUCCUGGGAGAUAUUGUCACUCUCAAAUAUUUGUGUUUGGAGACCAACAUGUUUUCUGGAACUGUUCCCCCCGAGCUUGGGAAACUUGUCAACUUGGAGAAUCUCAUUCUUAGUUCUAACAAUCUCACUGGAGAGUUGCCUGCAGAUCUCGCAAAUCUGACUAAUUUAAUAGAAUUUAGGAUUAGCAGUAACAAUUUCACUGGAAAAAUACCCCAUUUCAUUCAAAGUUGGAAACGACUCCAAAAAUUAGAGAUCCAAGCUAGUGGUUUUGAAGGGCCCAUACCUUCUCAUAUUUCUGUCUUGAAUAAUUUGUCCGAACUAAGAAUUAGUGACUUAACGGGAGGGAGUUCCAAAUUUCCACCACUAACAAACAUGAUAAGCUUGCAGAGAUUGAUGUUGAGGAGCUGUAAUAUCUCUGAUCUGAUCCCCAAAGAUAUAGCAGAUAUGAAAAAUUUACUAGCUCUAGACCUUAGCUUCAACAAGUUGGAGGGAAACAUUCCAGAUCUCAGAGGCCUAGAACACCUGGAAUUAGUGUGUCUAUCAAACAACUUGCUUACGGGAAAUAUUCCAGACUGGAUCAAGAAAGGAGAUUAUACACACCAAAUAGAUCUUUCUUACAAUAACUUUUCUGAGCAGUCUGCACCACCUUGUCGGGGUUCCCGGAAUUUGUUCAGAAGCUUUUCUGGUGGGAAAAACUUAGAACUUGGUGGGUGCCAGAAAGACUUUCCUUGUUCAAAAGAUCAUUACUCAUUGCAUAUAAAUUGUGGUGGAGAGGAAACUAGGAUACGAAACAUUGUGUAUGAAGAGGAUAAAGAUGAAGGUGGUCCAGCAAAGUUUCAGCCUAAGAAGGAUAAUUGGGGAUUUAGUAGCAGUGGACAUUUCUGGGAUGGUGACAAAAUUGCAAGUGAUUAUACAGCAACAAAUGUAUCCAUACUCAAAAUGGACUACUCUGAAUUGUACACAACUGCACGUCUUUCUCCUCUGUCACUCACCUACUAUGGACGCUGCUUAGCGGAUGGGAACUAUUCAGUGAAACUUCACUUUGCAGAGAUAAUAAUGAGAGACAAUGAAUCCUUUCACAGCCUUGGAAGACGCAUUUUUGAUGUCUACAUCCAGGAUAAGCUGGAACUAAAGGAUUUUGAUAUUGCACAAGCAGCAAGUGGGGUAGAUAAGGUAGUUGUAAAAGAAUUUAAAACGUCUGUGAAGAAUAAAACUUUAGAGAUCCGCUUUCAUUGGGCUGGAAAAGGGACAACAGCUGUUCCAACAAGACCAACUUAUGGUCCCCUCAUAUCAGCUAUUUCUGUGGAAUCCGACUUCCAGACUCCUUCUGAAGGCAAGAGGAAGAAGAUACUUAUUGAAUCUCUGGCUUUGGCAUUAGUUCUCAUUCUCAUAAUUUCAGGCAUUGCUUGCUGGAAAUGCUACUUUGGAGACAAAAGCUCAACAGAACAAGAUUUGAGAAGAUUAGAUCUGCAAACUGGUUUAUUUACCUUAAGACAAAUCAAAGCCGCUACUAACAACUUCAAUGCUGCAAAUAAGAUCGGGGAAGGAGGUUUUGGACCUGUCUACAAGGGCCAACUAUCGAAUGGCACUCUCAUUGCAGUGAAGCAGCUCUCUUCCAAGUCAAGCCAAGGGAACCGUGAAUUUGUGAAUGAGAUUGGCAUAAUUUCUGGUUUGCAACACCCGAAUCUUGUAAAACUUUAUGGAUGUUGUAUUGAAAGAACUCAAUUGCUGCUGGUGUAUGAGUACAUGGAAAAUAAUUCUCUCGCACGUGCUCUUUUUGGUGCAGAAACAAGUGUUCCAAUAUUGGAUUGGGCAACAAGGCAAAAGAUAUGCAUUGGAUUAGCUAGAGGUCUAGCAUUUCUCCAUGAAGAAUCAACUCUCAAGAUUGUUCACAGGGACAUCAAAGCUGCAAAUGUACUGCUUGAUGGUGAUCUAAACGCUAAGAUAUCAGACUUUGGAUUAGCUAAACUUAAUGAAGAGGAGAACACCCACAUUAGCACUCGGAUUGCUGGAACCAGAGGAUACAUGGCUCCAGAAUAUGCACUCUGGGGACAUCUAACAGAUAAGGCAGACAUUUACAGCUUUGGGGUGGUAGCUUUAGAAAUUGUCAGUGGGAAGAACAACUCAAGUCGCAAGCCGGAAAACGAAUGUGUUUGUCUUCUUGACAGGGCCUUUGCUUUGCAACAAAAAGGAAGCUUAAUGGAGAUAGUGGAUCCAAAGUUAGGAUCUGAAUUCAACCGGGAUGAGGCUGAGAGGAUGAUUAAAGUAGCUAUCUUAUGCACCAAUGCAUCUCCUACACUAAGGCCUAUUAUGUCAGCUGUGGUAAGCAUGCUUGAAGGACAAACCAUCGUUCCGGAAGUGAUCUCAGAUGCUAGCAUGGAUGAGGAUUAUUUGAAUUUUAAAUCACUCGGAGACUAUCAUAAACGGAUGCAAAAGCAGAUUUUAAGUGGAAGUGAGGCUCCAAAAUUUUCAUCAGAUGGGACAAUAGCUACUGGUUCUUCCUCUACAUCUGCACAAGAUCUCUAUAAAAACAAUCCUGAUUCCAUUAAUUUCAGCGACAGUUCUUCCUUGUUGUCACCUCACAAUUCUUGAAUUUACACUUAAUAGACUUGAAGUUUGGAGUUUCAUUUAAUCAUUUAGCCUAGUUUCUAUGUACCAUACUAAAAGAACUUUUGUUUAAGCGUGUCAUUACAAAAGCUAUAAUCGCAAUGGGUCUUGACCAUUUAAAAACGUAUCUAUAUGGUUAAGAGAAACUCAUA